UGUAAAAUAGCACUACCAUGUUCAAACUUAACCAGUGUUCAGAUUUAUUGUGGCAUCUUAUAAUAUAGUUCUUUUUUAUUAAAAUGGUUAAGGAAUAAAAUAUAUUUGCAAAAGGACCUUGUUAUAUCUACUUCCAUAUUGUUUUUUAUUCAGUAUACUAUAUUCUUAAAGUAUUUUUAGAAACGAAAAAUAUGGCUGAUAAUAUGAACAAUAGAAAUGAUAAUGAUAAUAUUAAUACCCAAAUGUUAAUGUUAAACAUGAACAUGAACAGAAUAAAUCUGGAAAAUUGGCGAACCGUUAAAAAAAUCCAUAUUAAAAAAGCUAGUAUUGAAAUAAUAGAAAGGUCUAUUAUAAAAGCAAACUUGAAAAAUGUUGAACUUGAAAGACAGAUAAAAAAUGUUAAAUCUGAAAUAAUUGUAUUAAGGAAUAAUAUUUUAAAUCUGGAUAAUAUUACAAUGAGUCUAUAUAAAACCUUGGCUGAUCUACAAUUAGAUUUUUCACAUAAAAAAAUUGUUUUAAACAACAAAAGAGACAAAUAUGAUGUAAAAUUAUUUCAGAAAAUUAAACACUGGGAAAAAUUACAGGAGAGAUUAAAUUUUCUACCAGCCAUAAAAACAUUAUAUAAUAAUGAAAAAGAGUUUGACUGUUUGAAAAUUUGUUAUGAACAUCUUCUAAAAGAAAAUAAAGAGUUGACUGAAGAAAUAUCAUUAAAGAAAAAAAUGAAUUAUAAAAAACAAAAUGUUAUUAUUUUAAAUUUUGCUACUGAAUUUAAUGAAAUGAAAACUUAUAAUAUAAAAGAAAAAACACUUACUAAUUUAUUAAGGAAUCUGCGUGAAGAGCACGAAGACUUAUUAAUAAAAAAAAGAAUACUGUUUGAAGAUCAAAAGGAUAAAUUAUGUAAAUUACCAAUGUGGACUUUCCAAAUAAAUAAAUCUGAUUUAAAAUUAUUCAAUGAGAAAGUAAAUUUUUUAGAAAUACUGCUAAAUGAAUAUAAAUCAAAUGAAGAAAAUGUGAAUGUUGAUGUAUACAAAACAAUUAAAAAAUGUGAUUCAAAUCAAAAUAUUCAUAAAUUAUUUAAAGAGGACAGUCUUACGCAUUUUAAAACCAACUCGAUCAGUGAUGUUAAAAUACCUAUUGAGGAUAAUCACACAUUAUCUUUAGAAAAUGUGUUGCUGCCCAAUAGUCAUAAAAACAUAGAUAAAAAAAGUAUCAAAACACAAGAAAAGAAUCAUGAGAUAGUUAACAAUUCAAAUUUUGAAUUAAUUGCAAAUUAUGAUAUAUCUAAAAAAAUAAUUAACAGUGAGAACUCAAUUAAUGUUAGCAUUAGAAAAACAUCACAUAAUACAAUUAUUGAUAACAAGGAAACUUGCGCCGAAAAAGAUAAUUUUGAAAUAAAUCGGGAUGCUCUUGACAAUCCUAAAAAAUCUUGUUUGCAAGAUUGUAGUAAACCUGAAAGCAAUUUUUCGUUAUUGAAAUCCCCCGAACGCUUUGAAAAAACACCAGAACCUCAAUUUGAAAUUUGUUUCAAUAAUUCUUAUCAAGUUGAUAACUUGAAUGAUGCUUUUCAAUUCAAUUGCCAAUUUUCUCAAAAUCAAGUUAAAAAAAUCACAGAUGAAUUUUGGAAAGAUUUAGAAGACGGCGAUGCUGAACCAUACAAUUAUAGUGAAAUUAGUAGUUUUUGUAGUUCAGAGUAAUCACGUAAUUCAUUAAUUUAAUAUGUUUGAUUCAAGAUAUAAACACAAUGCGGAAGAUGAUUAAGACAUUAAAUUAAAAAAGUCUGAAACAAGUGUUAUUUUGUUAAAGUCAAACAGAUCUUGGACGCUAAACAUCGCAACUCGUUGAGUUUGAAUAUGUUAAAAUUGAAUUCCUCUUAAGCAAACUAAAGAAAUUCUAUUGAAUUAAUCAUCAUGUAUCAUUUGGAAGUGUCUUAAGUUAAGAUAUUGCCUUGUUAAAGACAAAGAAUGUUCAUAUUGCCCGUGAAUCCCAAACAUUAAAAACUUGUUCAGCGAAAAUCUGAGUUUGAAUUGUUUUCAAAAAACUGGUUUGAUGUCUUACGCAACACUUAAAAGUUGUAUAAUACUAUAAACAAAAGGCAUUUUUUUAAGAGUGCUUAAUACAUUAAGGUAUGUUAUUUUGCUUCAAUAUCAAACGUAAUAUAAUAUAACACACCAAUAAAUGCAUUAGCUGGAGGGCAUGCUUCCAAAUCAGUAAUACCAUCUCCAAUCAUAACGAGUUUAGUGUAACCAUAUUUUUCUUUCAACAAUGUUAUCACUUCAGCCUUGCCACCAUUUUUUGAAGUAGGUUCUUUUUCAUCAAAUCCAGCAUAAU
Daktulosphaira vitifoliae (grape phylloxera) is the source of this 2328-nucleotide messenger RNA. RefSeq names its product repetitive organellar protein-like. The transcript has 15 exons. Lineage: Eukaryota; Metazoa; Arthropoda; Insecta; Hemiptera; Phylloxeridae. The record is from RefSeq and is a predicted model, not a curated record. The coding region runs from base 192 to 1694 and encodes 500 amino acids.